AUGCAGCAGCAGUUAUCUCAAGUUUUAGCACUUGUUAUCAGGACAAUGCCUUUAGCAGAUAUAGAGAUGCAACUUGCGUCAUGGCUAGCAAUUGAGAAAAUUAGUGAAGGACGCUAUCCAGCAAUGUUCUUACUGAAAAGUUAUUUUUCAUUGUCAAAUUUUGCUGCAUUAAAAGACUUUGUUCAACAUUGCAGAAUCAAUGAUAGUGCUAGAAAGAAAUUAAAUAAGCUUUUACAGGGUCUUAGCCUGAGACGAAAUAGGUUUUAUGAGAAAGUUUUAGCAAAGGAUUUUGCCAAAGAUGAUCACAAAAUGUUUGACAGUAUGAAUUCAAUCAUCACUUUCAAAGUUUCUUGGAAUGAAGAUGAAACAACAUUAAAGGAUUUUGAUGACUUUCUUUCAACAGAUUUCAAGAGUAAUGGAAAGUACAUAAGAUUAAGAGUAUUGCACCAGAGGGAUCAGAGCCCACUGAAGUUUGAAUGUUCAAUGCCGAAUUGCCUGAAAGAAGAAAUUAAAGAAUGUGUGACUAAAAAGAAAGAUCAAUUAAUACUUAAAGGAAUUGUUGAAGUAAUCAUUGACAGAGAUGUUAUGUUCAAUGUGGAAGGAGGUUAUGCAGCUGUUAUUUUCUAUGAACCAAAUGAUAAUAUGAUGAAAUUUACUGCUGUACGUUCUAUUCAGCUACCUGCUUUACUUAAGUGUAUUAGGGAAUGUUGUCCAUAUUCUGAAGUGGGUUUGAUUCAUUAUUUUCAUUUUGAAUCAUCAGACCCUAUUGAGUUGAUCUUUUACCAGAAGCCACCAACUGGCUGGAUUAUUAAACCAAAAAAUACUAAAUUAAUGCAAACUGAUAUUGAUGAAUUUAAUGGCACUGAUUUUUCCCUUCACCCACGCUGUCCAGUAUUGGUUUGUGGAUCAUGUACUCCUAAUACUGAGCCUCUCCUAUACUUCCCUAUUACUCUAAGAGGUAUAAAGUGUGGCCCUGUAACACUUUAUAUUCACAGGACUCUUGAGUCCACCGUUCCCAAAAUUACUCCUUAUACUGGACUUGUUUAUUGUGAAAGGAAAGAAGAUAACAGAUAUAUAAUGGGAUUUGUAGCUGCAAUUGAAACAAAUUUUGAAAGUAUCAUUGAUUAUAAUAAAGAUUGUCAUUGCAUUAUAAAACUUGUGAAUUUUGAUUUCGAUCCGAAUUCUGACUAUAUCAUCAAGCUUAAUUUAAAGGAGACAUCAUCCAGUAAUUGGAUUGCUGAACCUCAAUCAUAUGAAGUAAUACCACCUGAUGCUGCUCAGUCUGUACAAUACUCUUUAUCACUGGAGGGUUUGACUGAUCCUGUUAGUAUUAAAUUUAAACUUGACCAAACAUUACAUGAUGUAAAUUCAUACAUUGGAUUGGUUUAUUAUGAAUGGAAAGAAACUGAAUAUUUAAUGACAUUUGUUGCUGGAAAAAAAUUAUCCAAACUGGUUCAAUAUAUUAAAAAUUAUAAUGAGCUAGCAGAGAUCAGUGAUGUAUUUACUUUUUCUUUUGGCUCACCUCAUGGUUCUAUUGAGUUAAAAUUUGAUGAUGAACAAUGUAAAGGAAAAGGAUGGACUGUACAACCAUUAGUUGUCCCAUGCAGGCUAUAUCAAGAUGUCAUUGAUGAAGCUACUUAUCCUGUUCCUCCAUCUUGUCUUAUAUCCAUUUUUCCGUCACCUGAUGCUGUUCCUACACUACAUUACUCAGUACCACUGGUGGGUGUGGCUGAACCUGUUACACUAUCUAUUGAUAGAAAAUUUCACCCAGAAAAUCUCAUCGCCAGUACAGCAGCAAUGCAGAAAUUACAUGAAUCACUUGAGAAACAGAAAAUGCUACCUGAAGAACUUAAGUCUGAACUUCAGGGAACUAAAGCUGGUGAUUGGCAUAGUGUAGUUGGUAAUUAUAUAAUGGAAAAGAAUGAACAAAAUGAGGAAGAGAAGAAGAGAUUAGAGAAACAAUAUCUCAAGGAGAAACAGCUUACUAAAGGUUAG
This is a messenger RNA of Amphimedon queenslandica, 1995 nucleotides long. RefSeq lists its product as uncharacterized. The coding region runs from base 1 to 1995 and encodes 664 amino acids. Lineage: Eukaryota; Metazoa; Porifera; Demospongiae; Haplosclerida; Niphatidae. The transcript is spliced from 13 exons. The record is from RefSeq and is a predicted model, not a curated record.